AUGCCCAUCCUCCAUCGACUGCUGACAAGUACUACUGGCUCAGACGAGGAAGUAGAGAGGUUGCGCGAGGCGUUCAACAAUAUCUUCACGACCAUUGGCGUCGUGGCGGCGUUGCUGUUGACCAUGGACCAGACGGGAGAGUCGAUCGACGAUGACGCAUCUGACUGGAUCGACUGUGGUGAAGUCCCCUGCAACGAUGUUCACGUGGUUCUGGCUUGGCUUUCUCUGAGUGCCUGCGCCCAUGCGGUGAUGUAUACCACUUGUGCCAUGGUGUGGCUGUCCGUCGUGCCUGUGUCAGCCACCAGGGACUUCUUCCACCGAUUCCCAAACAUCAUGUUGCUACCGGGGCUGUCGAUGAUCUUGGGCUGCACUUGUUGGGCUCUGGAUGCCCUCUGGCUGACGACCAUCAGGCAUGGCGCCAACCUGAAGUGGCUGUGGCUGGCUAUCCCGGCCAUGGUGGUCUUCUUGCACGUGAUCAUCACUUGCCUUCAGAUGCGUCACUUCGCCUGGAAUUGCAAACUCGAUGAGGUCAAGAACGACACUGCAAACCAUCUCUAG
Symbiodinium sp. CCMP2592 is the source of this 558-nucleotide messenger RNA. Lineage: Eukaryota; Dinophyceae; Suessiales; Symbiodiniaceae. The record is from the annotation of a GenBank genome assembly.